CGUCGCGAAGCGGAAGCAAUGUUGAAGGAGGAGGUUAUCUCAUCCACAAGCAGCGAAGACGGCGAGGACGACAGCUUGACAGCGAAGUACCUCACUCCUAAGAAGGACGCGACGAGCACAAUGCCGAAGCUGGACUUCGAGCUGCCCUCGUCUACGACUAUGAUGUUUGGUGAUUUGGCAAGCGAGAUGGACCGUGUCUUCGAGAAGCCCAAGCCGAAGUACCUCGUCCGACAAAACUCCAGCGUCAUUCAUGCCAGCAGCAGUGUUCGUGUACCAAGGCAGCAGGCUCACAGGAAGAACGACUCUAUCAUGGUUGAGCCAUGGCAAGGGUCCACUCCCCAGAAAGCUCAGGCCUCAGCAGCGUCGCAGAAGGUUUCUCAGACGACUGCGAGUCGUGCGGUUGCAAAAACAUCUGCUGUCCAAUCGCUCCUGAAGCCCGAAGAUGCUGUUCGACCGAAAGAAGUCGCGCCUCCCACGCCGGUUAAGGAUGCUGCUCCAAAGCAAGUCCGUCGCGGCAAGUUGUUGUUCAAGAUCCUGGAGAUCAAAGACGUCGAACUGCCCAUGGGCGGUACUAUCGAGCGUCCUCAGUUUGCAUGUACUGUCGACAAUGGAAAACACCAAGUCACGACCCCUUGGCAUGUG
Saitoella complicata NRRL Y-17804 is the source of this 642-nucleotide messenger RNA. RefSeq lists its product as uncharacterized. The annotation marks the transcript as partial. The transcript has a single exon. NCBI's taxonomy places the organism in Eukaryota, Fungi, Ascomycota, Saitoellomycetes, Saitoellales, Saitoellaceae. The record is from RefSeq and is a predicted model, not a curated record.